GGAUCAUUCGCAUGACAACGCCCGUGACGAACCGCCCACAAAUCGCCAUCUUGGACUUUGGGUCCCAGUACAGCCACUUGAUCGCGCGCCGCGUCCGCGAAUUGCACGUGUUUUGCGAGCUCUACUCGUGUUUGGUGACCGCGGAGGAGCUGAGCAAGCACCAGCUCACCGGGAUUAUCUUGUCGGGUGGACCCAACUCGGUGUACGAAGAAGGUGCGCCCCACGUCCGCCCGGAAGUGUGGAAGUUCAUUGAACAACACAACUUGCCUCUCCUCGGGAUUUGCUACGGUAUGCAAGAAUUGGCGUACACGUUCGGUGGCACCGUCGCGAAAGGCCAACACCGUGAGUACGGCAAGGCCAUGGUGUCCACGCAUGCCGUGGAUCGCUCGGCGCACCUCGGUUUCCUCGACGGCCUCACCGACGGCGACUUCCAAGUGUGGAUGAGCCACGGUGACAAGCUCACCAAGACCCCCACCGGGUUCGUUGACAUCGCGUUCACGGCCAACUCGGAACAUGCUGCGAUCGCGAACGCGUCCAAGAAGCACUUUGGGAUCCAAUUCCACCCCGAAGUCACGCACUCGCCGCUCGGCAAGGUCCUCCUCAAGAACUUUGUCGUCGACAUCUGCGGGUCGCCCACGGACUGGAACAUGCGCAGCAUCGCGGACGCUUUUAUUGAAGAAGUUCGCCAAACCGUUGGUCCCCACGGCCAUGUCAUCGGUGCUGUCUCUGGUGGUGUCGACUCGUCCGUGGCGGCCGCGCUUCUUCACCGUGCCAUCGGCGAUCGUUUCCAUGCCGUGCUCAUCGACAACGGGCUGUUGCGCGCCAACGAGGCUGUUGAGGUUGUCGACCGAUUGCAAAAGCACUUGGGCAUCAACUUGCACUGCAUCGACGCAUCGGACCGCUUCCUAGCCAAGCUCAAGGGCGUGACCGACCCCGAAACGAAGCGCAAGACGAUCGGCAACCUGUUCAUCGACCUCUUCCAAGAAGAAGCGGCGCGCAUCGACCACCCCGUCGACUUCUUGCUCCAGGGCACGUUGUACCCCGAUGUGAUUGAAAGCAUCAGCUACAAGGGCCCAAGCGCCACGAUUAAGACACACCACAAUGUUGGCGGUCUCCCCGACACGAUGCAUCUCAAGCUCAUCGAACCGCUUCGCGAACUGUUCAAGGAUGAAGUCCGCGAGCUCGGCAUGGCCCUCGGCAUCGACGAAGCCAGCGUGUGGCGCCACCCCUUCCCCGGCCCGGGCCUCGCCAUCCGCGUCCUUGGCGAAGUGACCAAGGAAGCGCUCGACAUUUUGCGACAGGCCGACACCAUCUUCUUGGACGAACUUCGCAAGCACGGCCACUACCGCACGACCGGCCAGGCGUUCUGCGUGCUCCUUCCCGUCAAGUCGGUCGGUGUCAUGGGCGAUGGCCGAACGUACGAAAAGGUGAUUGCGAUUCGCGCCGUGAGCACGUCCGACUUCAUGACGGCCGACUGGUAUCACAUGCCUCACGACGUUCUCGCUAUCAUGUCGAACCGCAUCAUCAACGAAGUCCGAGGCGUCAACCGCGUCGUGUAUGACAUUUCGUCCAAGCCCCCUGCCACCAUUGAGUGGGAAUAGAGCCAAAAACCCUUCCAACUAAACCUCAAUAGUCAUCCAUGUAAACCCUGUCUGUGGGCGAUCGCC
Messenger RNA from Aphanomyces invadans, 1667 nucleotides. RefSeq names its product GMP synthase (glutamine-hydrolyzing) domain-containing protein. The record is from RefSeq and is a predicted model, not a curated record. Gene Ontology annotation, cellular component: cytosol. NCBI's taxonomy places the organism in Eukaryota, Oomycota, Saprolegniomycetes, Saprolegniales, Verrucalvaceae. The coding region runs from base 12 to 1601 and encodes 529 amino acids. The transcript has 2 exons. Gene Ontology annotation, molecular function: GMP synthase activity; ATP binding; GMP synthase (glutamine-hydrolyzing) activity. Gene Ontology annotation, biological process: GMP biosynthetic process.